AUGACGAUGUGCCCGUUCGAAUAUUUGCAACUCUGCACCAUCCUUCUCGGUCCACUACUUUUGGCGAUCGGAUGUGGAGGAAAGAAGAAGGCGGCGUGAGUUUGAAUUUGAAUUCCGAAGGACCGUCGGACGUAUCGCAUGUGUUCAGACCGGCCAAAACGGCGUCGAAAAUGACUCCGCCGCCUCCGGUUCCAUCUGCUCCGCCCACGACUGCUGGCCCAGAUGCGGCUGCUCCGGCCGUUCCAGUUGCUGCUCCAGAGGGAGAAAAAAAGGAGGAAGAGAAGAAAGAAGAGAAGAAGGAUGAGGAGAAGAAGGAUGAGGAAAAGAAGAGCGAAGUUAAGGAUGCGGAUAAGAAGGACGAUGAGAAGAAGGAUGAGAAAAAGGACGAAGAGAAGAAGAGCGAAGUUAAGGAUGCGGAUAAGAAGGACGAUGAGAAGAAGGACGAGAAAAAGAGCGAAGUUAAGGAUGCGGAUAAGAAGGACGACGAGAAGAAGGACGAGAAGAAGGAGAAGUCGAAAAAGUCUAAGAAGUCUAAGAAGUCGAAAAAGUCCAAGAAGGAUAAGAAGGAAGACAAAAAGGACGACAAAAAGGAUGAGAAGAAGGAUGAGAAGAAGGACGACGACAAGAAGAGCGAAGUGAAGGAUGCGGACAAGAAGGACGACGAAAAGAAGGAUGACGUGAGUUUGGAAUGGUCGGAACUCCCUGUGCUAAUGGAAUGUUUCAGGACAAAAAGGAGGACGACAAGGAGGAAAAGAAGGAGUAA
This is a messenger RNA of Caenorhabditis sp. 36 PRJEB53466, 763 nucleotides long. Lineage: Eukaryota; Metazoa; Nematoda; Chromadorea; Rhabditida; Rhabditidae. The record is from the annotation of a GenBank genome assembly.